Molecule: messenger RNA, 1627 nt
Organism: Xiphophorus maculatus (southern platyfish)
Lineage: Eukaryota; Metazoa; Chordata; Actinopteri; Cyprinodontiformes; Poeciliidae
Product: zinc finger and BTB domain containing 14
Exons: 2
Coding region: 16-1416 (466 amino acids)
Biological process (GO): regulation of transcription by RNA polymerase II
Cellular component (GO): nucleus
Molecular function (GO): RNA polymerase II cis-regulatory region sequence-specific DNA binding; DNA-binding transcription factor activity, RNA polymerase II-specific; protein binding
Source: RefSeq, a predicted model, not a curated record
GGUGGCAGUAGAACGAUGCUCCGUUUCCUGCGGAGCCGCACAGUCACAACAAGAGGAGGAAGAGGAAAAACGACAACUCUGGAUCUGGAUCGUCGUCGACUGUCUUGCGUGACAACACAGGGAUCGUCCAGACUUUGGGUAUUGGCGUUUUUUAUUCUCCUCUCUCUGUCGUGUCGGAGCGCCGCGGAUCGGCCGCACCGCCGCCCGGUUUGUAGCGGUUGCUCCAGUUUGACCUGCACCAUGUCUGAUUUGCUGAGAUACAUUGACUACGACCACAAAGCCACCUUCCUGAAGAUGCUGAACCAGCAGCGCAUGGAGGGUGAGCACUGCGACGUGGUGGUGGUGGUGGAGAACAUCGAGUUCCGGGCGCACCGCUGUGUCCUCGCCGCCUGCAGCAACUACUUCAAGAAGCUCUUCAAGAAGCAGAGCGACGAGGACAACUCCAUCGUGGAGCUCGACUUCAUCCGCUCCGACAUCUUCGAGGAAGUGCUCAACUACAUGUACACGGCGCGGCUGGCGGUGCGGAAGAAGGACAUCAACAUGAUGAUGUCGUCCGGACAGAUCCUCGGCAUCAACUUCCUGGACAACCUUUGCACCCAGAAGCGGGAGCUGACCAACAUGAAGACCCGCGAGAACCAGGCGCCGGACGACCACGGCAUGCGGGCGCAGGACGCCAUCUUGAAGGAGCUCGCUAUGGAGGAAGUGAGGAAGAACAGCUUCUACGACCAGGGGAUGGACGCCAUCGGCCCCGGCGGCUCCCACGUCUCGCAGCCGCACAGCUACAACACGGGGCUGGGGAAGGAUCCGCACGCCCACGGCUGGGGGUCGUCGACCUCCGCCGCCGACAUGAAGCUGGAGUACCUCCUCUACGGCCACCGCGACCACAACUCCUGCCAGAGCGCUGGCGCCAAGCCGCUCGACCACAACACCAAGAAGGAGCGGCUGCUCACCGCCAACCGCCCAUACGGCUGCGAGCACUGCCCCAAAGCCUUCACCACCGCCGCGCACCUCAAGGAGCACCUGAAGAUCCACUCGGGCUUCAAGCCGCACCGCUGCGUCGUCUGCGGCAAGGCCUUCAUCCGGGGGCCCGACCUGAAGCGGCACGAGCGCGUGCACAGCAACGAGCGGCCCUUCGCCUGCCAGAUGUGCGAAAAGGCCUUCAAGCACAAGUCUCACCUGAAGGACCACGAGCGGCAGCACCGGGGCGAGCGGCCCUUCAACUGCGGCUCGUGCGACAAGGCGUUCAUCAAGGCGUCGGACCUGAAGCGCCACUGGAACACGAUGCACAGCGCCAACCCACGCAGACAGAUGUCACUGUCGCCUGCCACCUCCCAGCACGCCCAGGCGGAGGCUGCUGACCAGAGAGACUGGAAACUGGAGACCGGGCCACACUCGCACAACUCUGGGGACUGCUGAGCGAUCCGAACACACACACACGCACACACACACACUGACAUACAGGGGCAUCUCAAUAAAUAGGAAUAUAAUCAAUAAGGUAAUUUUAUUUCAGACAUAUAAUCCAAAACGUACAACAGAGGAUGAGGGCCAUUCUAAGAAAAUAAAGAAAAUUACGAGAAUAAAGUCAAUAAUAUUAUGAAUUUAUUCUCAUAAUAUUGACUUUAUUCUC